GUGAACGGUGUGCAGCCUCUGAGAGUGGUUUUCCAGUGAGUUAGGAAUCCGGCCGAGCACUGGGAAAGUGACUGUCCCCUGGAACAGAGAUGAACUGUUUAAAGUUGAAGGACCUGGUGGCUCCACGGAUGAGGAAAUAUGAGUUUGGCACAGAGACCGUACAAACCGAGAACAGAGCUGCACAGAAGGAAAAUCUCUUUGUGGAGCCCAAGAAGACAUUGCCGAAAACACCGGUGAAAAACGACUCGACACCUAGCACGGUGCCGUGGAGGGGCUGCGGUACCCCAGAUCAGGAUCUGGUGACUCCCGUUAAAACAAACGACAAAUCAUCGCCUGAACCCUGGUCUCCCACUGCCAACCUGAAGAUGCUGAUCAGUGCAGCCAGCCCUGACAUCAGGGACCGUGAGAAGAGGAAGGAGCUGUUCCGGCAGAUCGAAAACGACAAGCUCGUGAGUGUCGCUGAUGCCAUUCAGCUCGACUCGAUCACUGAAGCCGCCACUGACGAAUUGGAACAACAACGGCCAAGCAGGAAACAAAAAAGUCUGGGGCUUCUUUGCCAGAAAUUCCUGGCACGUUAUCCGAAUCAUCCUGUGUCAUCUGAGAAAACAGAAAUUUCCCUGGAUGAAGUGGCAACUGACCUUGGAGUGGAACGCAGACGGAUUUACGACAUUGUAAAUGUCUUGGAGUCUCUUCAGCUGGUCAGCCGGAUGGCGAAGAACCAGUAUUCCUGGCAUGGCAUGUUAGGGCUCGAACAAACCCUGUCCACGUUAAAGAGGAGGGGGGAACAGCAUGGCUAUGCCAGGCAGCUGGCUCUCGCCCACCACAAGGAGCUGGACUCUGAGGAAAUGGAGAAGGGAGCGAGUGCCCAAGAACGAUGGAGCUGCAACCAGGAGCUGAACAAGGAAUCGCAGCCUGUGGAGGUGGAGAAUAAAUCGGCUUUGCUGAAUAGCAGAAAGGACAAGUCUCUGCGCAUCAUGACAGAGAAAUUUGUGAUGCUUUUCCUUGUAUCAGAACCAAAAACGGUGGCUCUUGAUAUUGCUGCUAAAGUCCUGAUUGAAGAGAGUCAGCAGGACUCAGCUGAUAACAGCAAGUUUAAAACUAAGAUCCGUAGACUGUACGACAUUGCCAACGUGUUGACCAGUUUGGGACUCAUCAAGAAAGUUCAUGUGACUGAAGAAAAGGGCCGGAAACCAGCGUUCAAAUGGGUUGGGCCUGUCCAUCAGAACCAGGCAGAUGAUCAUUCUGUCACAUUAUCAGAACAAACAGGUUCAGUAGAGGGUGUGUUUCCAGUCACUGUAAACACCAAGGAGAGGUUGGGAUGUCCACAUUCGUUCAGUACUCAACACCGUUCCCAUUCCAGCCAGUCCAAGGCCCAGUCUGCACCUUGCAGCCCUGCUAAGUUUCAGAAAGUGAGAGCCACUGAAGGGCAAGAGUAUUCCAGUAAGAUGGUGCACCUAGCAGCUGCUUGCAGGUUGCAGUUUGAACAAGAAAUGAAAAAUUCAGAAUCUGACCGAAAACAGGACGAUGGUCAACUCGGAUCCAUUCCUUUGACAUCGUACCCACUGCUGGUGACUGGCACGGCUGGUUCUGCUAGCUGUGAUGUGAAAACUCUGACACUGAAUGGCGCCUCGGUUCCCCAGACUGAAUUGUCCCUCCCAGUCUGCCUGUCUAAUGGUGCGGUGGGGCAGAUUACCCCUGUGUAUGGCACUGAUGAAGGCUGCUCUUACCUUCUCAAGAACCAGCCAGUUGUGUUGUUGCAGAGUCUGUCAGCUGCCCCUAUGUUCAUGCUGUACAGAAACAGCGACUCCACGCCUGGACCCAGUGACUCUCAAACCCAGCAACACAAAGAGAUUUCUUCAUUCUUAACCAGGGACAGCAAGGCUGGCUCAUCAACCAGACACUCCAAGAAACGUAGUCCUGCUGAGCAGUGUCUGCUACCUCCUAAACCUUGGAAAGAUGGUGGACCAGAGACUAAAAGAGGGAAAAUUCUCUCUUGCCUUGAACAUGCCUCUGGAAGUCAGCCUUCAAUGUUGUGUUUAUCAUCAAUGGACAAGCAGCAAGAUCCACUGAGGAAUUGUACCAGGACUCCUGACCAGACUGCUGUCCCUGCUUCCUCCCACCCAGCUCCAGCCAUCGGUGUGAAUCUGGGGACCACUGACCCCUCGAGAGGGGGCCAGAGUCAGAGCUGUCAGUCAGACCUGGGCAACGCUGAUGGGCAGAGCUCUAUUGUAACAGCCACAAAGGGGCCUAUUGAUUUAUCAGUCACAAAACCUCUCAUGAAAGACUCUAAUCAGGAGCCCCCGACGAUCUCUGGAAAUCUCACACCAGCUUCUUUUGUGCUCAAUGCUCAGAGUGGUCUGGCUGAAAGGAGCCAGAGCUGUGGAUUGGCCCAACCCCCGGGGAUGAACGAAUUGAAUUUGUUACUUGCCACUGAUCCAAACCACGGUGGUAUCACCAUCUCGCCAGGACAUGUGGGAUCUGUCAGUCUGCCCUAUCAGAUGGUAAUGCCAGUACUUUGCCAACCUCUUGUUGCUCAGCAGUCGACUGCCACCUCCAUUCCCAACAAUGGCCUUAUGCAGUUCAACCUCCAGAACGUGAAGCUGCUGCCCAGUGGUCAGCUUUUAAUGGGCAGUGUCUCAGUGCCAGCACUGAGUGGAGAUGCUGUGAACUCCUCCUCACCAGCGUGGCAGAUUUACUCCCCUGUGCCCACUCAGACAUCUCGAGAAGACCUUUGCAACAAACCAGAGACACUUCCACAGCCACCUGUCGCCAUCAAACUCCACGAGGAGUCGCUGAAUCUAAGAAUGGCCAGGGAUGACCCUCUGUCGUUUGUGGACUCCUACUUCCAUACCCCAGUUCCCUCAGUGCAGGGGAAGAGAGUGCAUGGUGUAAAAGUCAAGGCAGCAUCUCCAGCCCAGCGCAGACUGGAAAUCGACAAUAAUAUCGUGAAAUAACAGAUCCUACUCUGCAUAUUUUGCCAAUUUAUUGUCAGUGGAAUAAUUUCACCUGGGGACGGGUGUCAGGGUUUGUUGAUAUCUAUUCCAAUGAGAAUCUUAUCCCCGAACAUGUUUACAACUCUGUCAAUGUCAAGUAGUUGAGGGCGUUGCUAUAACGGAAAUGAAAUCUCAAAGCACCAAGGGUCUUCAAUAAUUAUCCUUUUAUCCUGCAACCUAUGGGAAGGCAGCUUUUAUGUGAAUGUUACAAUGACAUUUUAAUAUAUUGUUUGCUGGAAAAAUUCCGAGCAGGUGUUUGGACUCGUCUGGAACUCAAAAACAGCAAAUUAUUACCACUGGAAAGAUGGUUGUUAUAAAAAGCAACAUUUAUUAACCCCAAAACACA
Messenger RNA from Hemiscyllium ocellatum (epaulette shark), 3339 nucleotides. Its product is annotated as transcription factor E2F7-like. NCBI's taxonomy places the organism in Eukaryota, Metazoa, Chordata, Chondrichthyes, Orectolobiformes, Hemiscylliidae. The transcript is spliced from 14 exons. The record is from RefSeq and is a predicted model, not a curated record. Gene Ontology annotation, cellular component: RNA polymerase II transcription regulator complex. Gene Ontology annotation, biological process: regulation of transcription by RNA polymerase II. Bases 90 to 2954 code for a protein of 954 amino acids. Gene Ontology annotation, molecular function: RNA polymerase II cis-regulatory region sequence-specific DNA binding; DNA-binding transcription factor activity, RNA polymerase II-specific.